Molecule: messenger RNA, 1867 nt
Organism: Seriola dumerili (greater amberjack)
Lineage: Eukaryota; Metazoa; Chordata; Actinopteri; Carangiformes; Carangidae
Gene: nt5m
Product: 5',3'-nucleotidase, mitochondrial
Exons: 5
Coding region: 496-1185 (229 amino acids)
Biological process (GO): pyrimidine deoxyribonucleotide catabolic process
Molecular function (GO): 5'-nucleotidase activity
Source: RefSeq, a predicted model, not a curated record
UGUAGUACAGUUUGUUCUCACUGCGGAGCUUUUCUCACCUUGGUGCCGCAGUACCAGAUGUUCACCUCUCGUUUCAGUUUCGGUCGCUCCAGCAGUCAUUGUCAGAGAUGCUGUGGGCUCGGGAGAGACUGCGUGUAGCUGCCGGGCAGUUAAUACACACUGACAAAACGAUGCAAACAGCUCCCAGAACACUGUAAAAAGGCAUGUUACAUUUGACCUGCCCGCUGCUAUGCUAAAGUUAGCUACUGACCGUUAGCUCAGCUGUAACUGACUGGCAGAGAGCCGCCCAAUAAAGUUAAAGCAGCCGUUAAAACAAAACUUCAUGAAAAGACAAUAAAACAAUACAACCAGUGUUAAGUACCGACACAGUUUAACAGUCGCAGUAUUUGGGAAAACUUCUCGACGUUCAUGCGGACUUCAUCUCCAGUUUCGCCGUUUGGACAGUGUUAACGGUAGAAACAGUGGCCGGUGCUGCUGCAGUCUCUUCAGUCAACAAUGAUACUGUCCAGCACUACACGCCUGUUCGGAAGAGGAAAAACUUUGCUUCGUGAUCCGUUCAAGAGGAUUUGCGUAAACAUGUCGUCCUCCUCUCUCUCGGGUAACAGACUGCGGGUUCUGGUUGACAUGGACGGGGUCCUGGCGGACUUCGAGGGGGGUUUCUUGAAGAAGUACCGGGCCAGGUACCCUGACGAGCCCUACAUCACCCUGGAUGACAGGAGAGGGUUUUGGGUGUCAACGCAGUAUGGGAAGCUGAGGAGUGACCUGAGCGAAAAAGCCAUCAGUAUCUGGCAAUCCAAAGGUUUCUUCAUGGAGCUGGAGCCCCUGCCAGGAGGAGUGGAGGCAGUCAAGGAGAUGGCCAAGAUGGAUAACACAGAUGUCUUUAUAUGUACCAGCCCAAUAAAGCACUACAAACACUGCCCGUAUGAGAAGUACGCUUGGGUAGAGAAGCAUUUGGGCCAUGACUUUCUGGAGCAGGUCAUCCUGACCCGGGACAAGACAGUAGUCUCCGGAGACAUCCUCAUAGACGACAAGCCCGACAUUCUAGGUGUGGAGCUCCAACCAACUUGGGAGCACAUCCUGUUCACCGCCUGCCACAACAAGCAUCUACCCAUCAGCCCCUCCCAGAGGCGACUCCUGUCUUGGUCGGACGACUGGAGGGCCAUCCUGGACAGCAAGAGGCAGUGAACGCCCUCUUCCACGCAAGAGCCCAGCGGCUCCGCUUCCUGGUUAGGGGACGUUUCUCUUGGGUGACCACCGCAGCACCGAUAUCAUCACCACACCGCUGGGGGUCGAGGCCUGGAGCGGUCGCUGUCUUGCAGAGGCGUUGCCAUACUCCUGAGAAAGGAAGGUAAAUAGAGGUUCGAUGUUGUACACGAAAGCAGACACUCAUUGAACUGUGUUGGGAGAUGACAUUAACUCGUUUGUCCACAAGGGGGCGCUACGAGACCGGGUGUGAUCCACAUUUUAACCUCUUUGACUGAGAUAACUGUGACACGAAAACAAAGGACAAAACGCCUCAAAGUGGAUCCAUGUGAAGUAAAGGAGCAGAUUUGAACGUGUCUGCUUCCUGUGCGUUUUAUUUGGGUUCCCAAUGUGGAACGUUUCCGUUCAAAAAUAACUAAUAUCAGCCACUGGAGCGUUUUCUCCGUGGUCCUCUUCACAAAAGGCUUAUCAAUAGUUCUCAGUGCUGUGUUGCAUUAAUGAGUCAUUCACUCACAACAACAAAGCACGCCACUACACACUGAAAUUUCUAAUUUAAAUAAACAGUCUCCACGAGCCGUUAGUAGCAUCGCGCAUGUGCAAUACAUAAACAUAGGAAAGUGACCUCGACUUACAAACUCUACAACUGUUUAUUUUUAACUCCUUA